GCAAGAGUAAUGCGGUUUUUUUCGUCGUGUCUCAUAUCCCACACACCGUAUUCGAAAAAUGAUGACCUAGCAGCAAUUGUCGUGGAAACAUGGGUGCGAACGCGCCGGACGAGUCCGUGACUUGUCGGGCAUCUUGCUUGGUAAAGCCAAGAGCCGAGAAUCAAGCUUCGCUGCUUCCGCACCUCGCGUAGCCGUUUGUUCCUCCUUCGCUCCGUCGAGCCCGAGCCCGCGAUCACGUUCACGCCGCUCUAACCAACUGACAACGCGCGCGUUGAUAGCCGUCAACGACACGACAACGAGAACGCGGUCGUUUACGGUCGUUACGCCGUGCACCAGGAAAAUGAGCAGUUCCGAGGAAGUGUCCUGGAUUUCGUGGUUUUGCGGUUUGCGCGGGAAUGAGUUCUUUUGCGAGGUGGAUGAAGAUUAUAUUCAGGACAAAUUUAAUUUAACGGGACUGAAUGAACAAGUACCACAUUAUCGUCAAGCAUUGGAUAUGAUUCUCGAUCUUGAACCUGAUGAUGAUUUGGAUGAUAACCCGAAUCAAUCAGAUUUGGUCGAGCAAGCAGCAGAGAUGCUCUAUGGUCUUAUUCACGCUCGCUACAUACUUACCAAUCGUGGCAUCGCUCAGAUGAUUGAAAAAUAUCAAGCGGGUGAUUUCGGUCAUUGCCCGCGAGUUUACUGUGAAUCCCAACCAAUGUUGCCGUUAGGCCUUAGCGAUGUUCCUGGCGAGGCAAUGGUCAAAAGCUAUUGUCCCAAAUGCAUGGAUGUUUACACGCCCAAGAGUUCGAGACAUCAUCAUACCGAUGGAGCUUACUUUGGAACAGGAUUUCCACACAUGCUGUUUAUGGUUCAUCCCGAAUAUAGACCGAAACGUGCAGCAAAUCAAUUUGUACCUAGAUUAUACGGCUUUAAAAUUCAUCCUCUAGCAUAUCAGAUCCAGCAACAGUCUGCGUCCACGUUCAAAGCACCAUUACGGGCUCUUAACUACAAUAAUGGAAAACGUUAAGGUCAUUUUGGAAUAGCCUAGAAUACUUUUUUUUUCAUUACUCACAAUUUUUAAUUUCGUCCUGAAGAUUCAAAUAAAAUAUUUUUUAUAUCUCUGUUUCUCCCAUGCAAUAUGUUUCUACGCAAAAAGGACAUUUUUUUACGAAACCGUUCUUUUCAAUCGACACAUUGUCUCGUCGCUCUUAUGUUUUCUUACGAGUACGUUUCUUACGAUCAUGUGAAGAGAGAGAGACAGGAAGAAAAAUAGAGAAAGAAAAAAUUUAGAUUUGUUGUGUAUCAUUAUCAUAUAAUUUAAAUUGUAGCAACAUUAUUGUUUUCACAAUCGUUUAUGUAAAGAACCAAUAUGUUUUUGUAUAGAAAUUUUGAACAUUCUUCACAUUAAAGGAUAAAGAGAAAAGAAUAAGAAGAACGUAUAGAAUAAUUAAUUGCGUUAGAUCGUAAAUAAAGAACUAAAUGAUUAUAAAGUAGAAACAUCCGUUUUGUACAAGAGUUUGCAUCACCAUAUUUGCUGCCAAGUAGUUCCUAAAAAUGUGCAGGAACAGACUUCCUAAAAAAAGAGAAGAGAGUAGAGAGAAAAUACCGGGUUUCACAUUGGUUCUUUUCGAAACGAGAAGUAAUGUAUAAAUGAAAAUAUAGCUAUUAAGUUAAUUUAAUUUAAUCGCCGAGUAAAUUUGUGCAACAAAUUGUGACAGAAACAAUUUAUUGAUGUAUGAAAUUUCAUAUAGAUAAUAUAUAUAUAUAUUAUUUACUUGGAUGCUAAAAAAUUAUUGAACUCAGAACACAAUAAUUUCAACGAAAUUAUUGUUCGACGAAUCGUACAGCGUUUUGCGAAAAACAAAAAAGACGAUUAUCUUAGUUUCUAUCACAGUUUUCAAAAUGUCCUUAUUGAUAUUUAGCAUUAAUGGGACGAAAAUUUUAUGCGAUUAUAAAAUAAAAAUUUGUGUACAAUUUUUAACGUAGAGCAACAAAGCUGCUAGUAACAUUUUCUUGUAUCUCGUUAUAAUUGUUCGCAAAGUAAAGUUUUGAGUCAAAUGGAGUUUGUAUCCAAAUUGAUUGAUUCGUACUAGGAAAACUGUUGUAUUUUCACUUCAAAUUAAAGUACGACUUAUUUACA
Molecule: messenger RNA, 2119 nt
Organism: Nylanderia fulva
Lineage: Eukaryota; Metazoa; Arthropoda; Insecta; Hymenoptera; Formicidae
Source: RefSeq, a predicted model, not a curated record